CCAAUAGAAUAAAACUAUACAUAAUGUUUGCGGAAUCCCAAAGAUGGCGGCCCCCAUGAUCAUCACGCGAGUAAUACAACUCGGGUCGAAGAACUCGAUUUUAAACAUAACGGAAAGACUAACAAGAAUAUGUACCUGUGCAGUCCCGAGACGGACAUAUUACGACUAUGAUUAUGACCACGAUGUACCCAAGGACCUCCAAGAUUUUGUCAACAAGUGGAGCAGGGUCAAGAACACCCUGGGGCCAAGCCCGCUGAAGGAUGGUCCCUGGCCUCGCGAGGAGUGGGUACCAGGCCAGUCCAAGAGGUGCGGCCUGCUGGCAGUCAAGCUUGGCAUGGUGCCAAUGUGGACCAAAUCGGGCAAGCGCCUGGCGGCUACUGCACUUCAGGUUCUGGAGAACAACGUUGUCCGAUACGUUGCCCCUGAAGACAACACACUCAACCCAAAAUAUGGACGUCUUAUAGUUGGUGCCAGAAAUGCAGAUCCAUUAAAGAAGCCCUUGUUGUACUCUGAGCAGUUCAAAGAGGUUGGGUUACCAGUGAAGGACAAACUGACCAACUUCAAAGUGACAGCCAACGCUAAGAUCCAACCAGGAUCACCACUGUACGCUGCUCAUUUCAGGCCGGGCAUGUACGUUGACUGCUGUGGCAGAACAAUUGACAAAGGUUUCCAGGGUGUGAUGAAACGCUGGGGGAUGAAGGGCCAACCGGCCAGCCACGGAGCCACUAAGACACACCGAAAGAUGGGGGCAUCAGGGGGAGGAGGGAGUCCGGGAAGAAUUUGGCCUGGCAAGAAGAUGCCGGGUCACAUGGGCAACAAAAUGAGCUGGACGGUCGGACUUAAGGUCUGGCGAGUCGACACAAAGCACAACAUCCUUUACGUCGCCGGCUCCGUCGCCGGACGCAAGUACGGUUACAUCAAGGUCAUAGACAGCGUACUGCCCAAGAACAAGAAAGUCAAGGCCCCACCGCCGUUUCCCACGUUCUACGAGGACGAGGAACUCGAGGAAGAACUGUACGACGACGACAUGUUCAACUUCAGCGAUGCGAGUAUCGAGUACCCAGAGGAUGAGGCAGAAAGUUGAGGGUUACGGAUUGUGACUUGUUUGGAAAACCAGAACUAUGAAAGUUUGGAAAAUUAUGGAUUUUUGCAUCAGGAUGAUGACAUUUCAUGGAGAAGGAUUUUCCUUGCACACAAGUGGAGUUAUUUGAACUGCAUGCUCAGUGUUGAGUAAAAGGCCAGUUCAUACUGUGAACAUUUUUAAAACGGAAAAUUUGUACAUCAAAAAUAAUACCAUAAUAGUUGACCUUAUUAAAGUCACCUCGUUUUUGCUUCAAUUGAGAACUCAAAGGCUUCAUGAAAGCAUAGAACACACAGUGCUGGUAAUCAACGCUAUGGGCUCCUUGCACAAGUACUCCAUCAACGGCCAGAAAAGGAGAGUUGGGGGAGACCUAGACUGGUUCCCGAUCCAUCCACUGCGUAUUUCGAAUGUAUCCAAAGUUAUUGGAGGCGGGUUUUAGUCUCCGAGACCAUCGCAAGUUGAAUUCCAAUGUAUUCUCGCGCCAGCGACGCCCGACGCUCAUGCAAAGACGUGGUCGCUAUAGCUUUGGCACGUUCAAAAAGUUAUGCAUACUUCACGUGCAAACCGGUACAGUACAGAACGCUCACCCUGUGUGUCCCGUCCAGGGAGUUCUCAAAAGAGUUAAAAAAGCGCCCUCAUUGGUUGGCAUACGGAGCCCAUACCAGUGGUUUGUAAUGUUUGUGGAGAUGACAAUUUUGGAAGUAGUUUCGGAGUUGUGUGUACAUUCUUUAACCCUAAAAUUGCUAGCAUCCACUGGAAACCCUUCAAGCAUCUACCACUAUCUGACUGUAACCCUCCCUAUCCGGCUGGCCAAUUCAACAAAGCCAUUCCAGUAGCCAAAAUCAAUCAAGUGACUGUUUCAACAGUUAAGAGCUCCCUGUUUACAACAAAACAGGAUUGACUGGCUGUGACUGUUUAUGCAACUUGAUACAGCUUUGCCUUGACUUUUGGAGAUUGAUAAUCCAGCUGUACAUGUACCUUCCAGUUACCUGCUUUUGUCUGUUGAUGGUUUUUUUUAUUCUAGUCGCAUUGUUUACAAGAAAUGUGAUCCGACUGUUGGUGACUAGAGCCCGUGUAUAAAGACACAGCAGGGGAACAGGAUUGAUUUUUAAGACUGUCUGUGACUGUUCAGAAAGCAGGAGGGUUUACGCAAAACUGACACAUUGCGGGCGUACAUGUAUGCUCGGGUAUGCAAAUGAAAUGAAGUGCGCCCAACCAAUUUCUAUAUGCCCAAGUACCCCCUCGCUUGGUUCAAUUGAGUUAGGAGGGACUCGUAAACAAUGACGAUAAGGGUCUGUGUCCAUUCAGAAUAAGAUUAAUUGUACACACAUGUCCCCCUCACCAACAGAAAUUCGGUUGAGUGGUAGCGCAUUGCUAUAUCCUCAUUACUCAUCUCUCAAAGCACUGGUAGUACUCUGAAGUAUGUAUUUGAGACGGUCUUCAAAUCCAUCUGUGUGAUGACAAUACAGGACUUCACAAAGCCCGCCUCACCCAGACCUUCCUGAAUGAAGAUGGCUUGGCCUUGAUGCAACACCCACCCUACUCACCAUGCAGACCUAGCACCAUGCAACAUCUGGUUGCUUCCUAGGAUUGAUUUUUAACCUGUUAACCAGUCGACGCCGGGACUAUUUUGACAAGAAUGGAACGAGGCGCAAGAUUAUUUUUCACUCGACCUCAAGCCAGGCGGGUUGAAGCCAUCACCCUCGGGCAGCGCACUUAUAUUUCUGGCCUUGCUCGCUAUGAGUGGGUCGCUCCCUCUUUUAACUAUUAUCUGUCAUCCGUUCCAAAUACCCCAAAAGCUUUGCGUGGGUACACGUCAUCUGGCGCGAAUUGGUUAAUAUGAAAAAUACAAGAUCAUAAUUACAUUGUAUUUCACAAAAUGUUUUUUUUUCUAACUCAGUGGUCUGAUUAAUGGUUAUAUGAUAAAUGAGUUCCAUACUUUUUCAUUGUCCACAUGAAUAGAAUAUUAUUAUUGUUUUUAGAUUAAAACGGACAAAGUAUUUCAGAGGCAACAAGUGAACAUGAUCAUUUGGUCAGUAA
Messenger RNA from Patiria miniata (bat star), 3121 nucleotides. It is a transcript of the gene mrpl3, whose product is annotated as 39S ribosomal protein L3, mitochondrial-like. Gene Ontology annotation, molecular function: structural constituent of ribosome. Bases 44 to 1084 code for a protein of 346 amino acids. Gene Ontology annotation, biological process: translation. Lineage: Eukaryota; Metazoa; Echinodermata; Asteroidea; Valvatida; Asterinidae. The record is from RefSeq and is a predicted model, not a curated record. Gene Ontology annotation, cellular component: mitochondrial large ribosomal subunit; ribosome. The transcript is spliced from 8 exons.